This is a messenger RNA of Oryza sativa Japonica Group (Japanese rice), 1683 nucleotides long. RefSeq lists its product as uncharacterized. NCBI's taxonomy places the organism in Eukaryota, Viridiplantae, Streptophyta, Magnoliopsida, Poales, Poaceae. The record is from RefSeq and is a predicted model, not a curated record.
AAACGGACCCGAGAACGAGGAGGAAAAGCAACAGCAGCCCAGCACACCACAGCACAGCGCCGCUCCCUCCUUCCUCCCAUCUCCUCCUCUCCUCUCCUCUCCUCUCCUCCGCUCUCGCGAAGCUCCCAAGUUUGACUCCCUCGAGACCCACCACCACCACCACGCCGCGAGCACGCGAGCGAACGCGCGGCGGCGGGGGGGAUGGGAGGGGUGACGUCGAGCGUGGCGGCGAAGAUGGCCUUCUUCCCGCCGACGCCGCCGUCGUACGCGCUGGUGGACGACCCGGCCGCCGGGGUGACCACCAUGACGGGGCAACCCCACAGGGAGAACGUCGAGGUGCUCCGCCUCCGGACGCGGCGGGGGAACACCGUGGCGGCGGUGUACGUCCGCCACCCGGACGCCGCCACCACGCUGCUCUACUCCCACGGCAACGCCGCCGACCUGGGCCACCUCUACCAGCUCUUCCUCCACCUCUCCUUCAACCUCCGCGUUAACGUCCUCGGAUAUGACUAUUCAGGAUAUGGACAAUCAUCAGGAAAGCCAAGUGAACACAACACUUAUGCUGAUAUAGAGGCUGCUUACAAAUGCCUCAUUGAGAACUUUGGUGCCAAGGAAGAAGAAAUAAUUCUUUAUGGACAAUCUGUUGGAAGUGGACCCACAGUAGAUUUGGCUAGUCGAUUGCAUCGGCUUCGAGCUGUUGUCUUGCACAGUCCUAUACUGUCAGGAUUGAGAGUUAUGUAUCCUGUGAAGCGUACAUACUGGUUUGACAUAUAUAAGAAUAUCGAUAAAAUCCCUCAGGUCACCUGCCCUGUGCUCAUUAUACAUGGAACUGCUGAUGAAGUAGUUGAUUGGUCUCAUGGUAAGCAACUAUGGGAGCUUUGCAAAGAGAAAUAUGAGCCUUUAUGGCUCAAGGGAGGGAAGCACUGUGACUUGGAGCUCUUCCCAGAAUAUCUUCGGCAUCUCAAGAAGUUUGUCAACACAGUAGAGAAGUCACCAUCCCCAAGGAAUGCCUGGAGGGAAAGUUUGGACCGGAUUGAACCCUCUCGGAAAAGUGUCGAUUGCUUUGAACCCUCGAGGAGAAGUGUUGAUUUCUUUGAACCCUCGCGGAAGAGCACAGACCGAAGGGAGAAAUCAAGGCCAACCCGUGAUAGGAUGAGAGGUGUUGAACACAGAUAUAGCAAUGUUGAGAAGACGGACAAAUUAAAGUUCUCAUUCGACCAUAUGGAGAAAUCGAGGAGAAGCAUUGACAUCUUUGAGAGGCCAAAGAAGAACAUUGAACAGCUCGACUGUGGAAGGAAGAGCGUGGAUAGAUUGGACCGGAUUUGGGCCAGUUAAAAACUUUUUUAACAUCUUAUACAAGGUAUACAUGGGGCUUGGUUGUUUUGGGGGGGUUUUACUUGUGUAUUUAUUUGUAUUCACCCAUGUGCUGGAAGGUGUGGCAUAAGAGUUGGUUCGCCGAAUCUAAAGGAGAGAAGAAGAAGAGCUAGCUAAUUGCUGACAAUGUUGUUUGUCUCUGUUUAGAACUUGUACUGGUUUGUGUGGUGGAAGAAGUGUAUGUUGGUCCUCAGCAAAUGGUUGUUCUGUUAGGGUUGUUAAAAAGUUGGGACUAGUCCAUGGAUGGCAGCAUUGUGUAUAAAUUUACUAUCUGUUGCUCUGCCAUCGUUAUUUUUCUUCCUUCGUUUU